AUGAAGAGGAAAACAAAUGUUGAAGUUGGGAAAAUUAUGACUGACAAGAUGGUAGCCGAUGCAUCUUCGCAAGGUGGCAUUUCAGGUGUUACUGCGAAGAGGAAACGAAGGAUAAUGGUUGCAGUCGAAGAGGCACUCAAUGUUCCUGACCCAGAUGAGGGACCCAAUAAGAGGACAACAUUUGAACAUUCAGGUUAUGUUCCUAUCACUGAUGUGAGGAGUAAAGAUUUUGACAAGAGAUUGUCCAAGGUUGAGGUUGCAUUGUCUGCAUUUCAAUCGGAUCAUGAAGCUUUGUCUGCCAAGUUCAUAUUUGAAGUUAAUGAAAUUAAAAAGAUGCUAGAAACUCUUUCUAAAAAGGAAUUAUUGGAUGACAAUGAAGCCGAG
Ilex paraguariensis (yerba mate) is the source of this 384-nucleotide messenger RNA. The record is from the annotation of a GenBank genome assembly. NCBI's taxonomy places the organism in Eukaryota, Viridiplantae, Streptophyta, Magnoliopsida, Aquifoliales, Aquifoliaceae.